AGUCAAUGAUGAAACUCGGCGGCAAUGACUCCGUCCAUCGGCGGCGGAAAAAUAAAGUCUUAUAGCUAUAUAAAAGUACGGCGGAACUCUCCGCGGUCAGCAGUCAUCUACUGUCCUUUAACUAAGUCUGCUGGCACUGGUGUGUGUGUUCGGAGAAACUUAAGGAAAGUGUGAUAAAUUAUGAAGGUUUUUAUCAUCCUCUCCGUGGCAAUUAGCCUUGCGGUCGCGGCAUCAUCAUCAUCUAUUGACCCGGACGGCCAGGGUAAAAAGAUACAGAAACGUGGUGUGCACCAUGUGGAAAAAGUGAUCGUCACCAAGAAAGUCCCGGUACCGUAUCCCGUGAAAGUGGAGAAGAAGGUCAAGGUGCCGGUUCCAUUCCCGGUGCCAGUGGAGAAGAAGGUUCCUGUAAUCAUCGAAAAGAAGGUUCCGAUCUACAUCGAGAAGAAGGUUCACGUUCCAGUUGAUCGUCCAGUGCCAGUUCCCUACAAAGUGCCAGUGAAAGUUCCCGUCAUCCAAAAGGAAUACGUUGAAGUCCCCAAGCCUUACCCAGUACACGUCGCGAAACCCUAUCCAGUGUACGUGAAGAAGCCAGUGUACAUCGAAAAAACCGUUCCAGUGUCGGUUAAAAUCAAGCAUCGUAAGCAUUGAUUCCGACGGUGGUUGCUAUAUUCCUAAAUGAAGUUCAAAUGUGUCGUUAAGAGCUCUGUGAUUUUAUGUGUAAGAAGCGUGUGAAUGAAUGUCUUGUAAAUAAAUAAUUUUACCAAAAAUA
Aedes albopictus (Asian tiger mosquito) is the source of this 769-nucleotide messenger RNA. RefSeq names its product zinc finger protein 512B. The record is from RefSeq and is a predicted model, not a curated record. Bases 181 to 648 code for a protein of 155 amino acids. Lineage: Eukaryota; Metazoa; Arthropoda; Insecta; Diptera; Culicidae. The transcript is spliced from 2 exons.